AAAAUCUUGCCUGGCAAAAACGAAUAUCACAGCAAGCACCUGCUGCGACGGCUUCCCAGACAAUGUAUUGAGGGCUGGAAGUCUUUUGGUUUUUUUGCCAUGGAGCAACCGUUGUUCCGCAACUCGUCCUCGGCGCGGACUGAGUUGUUUGCCAAGCUUAAACCAUGUUGUGUGGAGAUCAGCAAGCUUGUGAUGCGCCCACCCGCGGCACCAUCGCAAAACAACCAGUUGCUCCAGUUGACGGAUCAAGUCUACUCCAUCCUCAAUGGCCAGAUCAGCUAUGACGCCUCGGCUGUGGAUGCAAAGAUUGCGGAAUAUGUUUUCUUCCCACUUUCGUUCAUCUUCAAGAAUAAGGAAGACCACUCCGCACGAGUGCUCGAGAACGCCAUCAAGUGUCUGCGCAUGCUGAUUCAGUAUGGCUGGCGAUCUACCAUCUCUACGAGUCUGGCUCAACAACUACUCAUCCUUCUCACCUUCAUCAUCGCCGGCGUCCCUGGCCAGCAGAGGACUGCACCUCCGCCAGAAGAGACAGUCCUGGAGUGCUACAGAUCUCUUGCUGUCUUGAUUAGAGAGGCAUGUCAGUCAAGCUCCGCUUCGGAAUCCCUGGUGGACUCUAGUGGACUACCAAGUUUAGGCCACACCGUGACUGUCAUUCUGGAUGGCACCAUAGAUGGGACGACUGCGGAUAUCCAGCUCGCAGCACUAGAUGCCCUGAGGGCUCUCUUUGUCUCGAUGAAGGACCGUUCUGCUCUUGCAUCCUUCCUACCAGGCAGUGUCUCGACUUUAUCUAAACUUCUAUCGCCACCUGCGUCACUUAAGCUCCAGAAACGUGUACUCUGUUACGGAAUAAGAGUCUUUGGGGAUGUCCUGACCAGAGUCUUGGGUGACAUACAUAAUAGAGAUGCGCUGAGACAGCUCACCUCAGACACGACGGAAGAAGAAAAAGAUGACGAACUAUCUGGAAAGGAGCUGUCUGCAUCUUGGCUAAAAGCCACAUCCGCUCAAGUCAGAAUGGCGCUUGCCAUGGUACUCAAGCUGCGUUCCCACGAGUCGGAUGAUGUUCGCGAGGCCGUUGAGAGGCUUUCUCUAUGCCUCUUAGAUGAGUGCCAUGCGUCUUUGGCCGACUGCACGGUAUUCCUCGUCGAGACAGCGAUUGUUACCUGGAAAGAAGAAAAGGAUUCAGCCGAUCUGUUGGGUGGUCCAAAGCAUACCGCUUUGAGCAUUCGUGACUCUGCGCUGCCACAAAGCGCAGCUGUUCAAACUACGUUGCAGGAUCUGGCCAUGAUAUAUCCAGAACUCCAAGAUGCUAUCAAGACCGUGGUGCAUAACAUGAUAACUAGUAUGCCCAGAAUCAUGCAAACUUCAGACGAAAGAAUUAAGCAGCAGUCUAUAUUUGCACUCUCUCAAGGGCAGCGAAUGGUGAAAGUCCUACACAUUGACUCGUCCCUGUUGCACGAAGCACUAUCUUCGUCUCUGAGAGACAGUAUUGUGGCUUUGACUUCAAGCAAAAAACAUCUGAACGUGGUGGCCGACGCUGAAUUCGGAGGGGAGAUGAGUGUGAACUCCACAGACUUGGUUGCAAGGCCCGGUGAAACUCGAACAUUCAAACCCAUCAUGCUAGCGCAUGGGAGUCAAGCAGGUACGCGCGAUGCCUUCCUCAGGAUGGUUGCCGGUAUUGGCUCGCCAUCCCAACAGGCAGAGCUCGCUACCGACAUGAUAAGUCUAGCAAGAGAUUUGUCAGGAAUAGAUCAGGUCACAGCCCUAUGGCUAGCAUUCGAACUACUGAAAGUAGCACUAGCCAAGAAUGAGCAGGACGAGCAGUUCUUUGAUUUUUCCGGCGCCAUGUCAACAAGCGAGCCCACGGAAGUAUUUCAAGAGCUUUAUCAGUUUUCCGUCUUGAUAUUGACAUCACAUACUGACAGUCUCGAGGUUGACUGGAGGCUGGAGGCGAUAGCUAUCGAGGUUACAACUUUUGCCGCCUCUCAGAUGGGGGUUUCAUUCAGGCCAGAGCUCAUUGAUACUCUCUACCCUAUAGCAACAUUUCUGGGCUCACAAAACACCCAGCUAAGGCUUCAUGCGAUGACCGCCCUUGGCUUGAUUGCUUCAGCGUGUGGAUAUCAGGAUGUGUCAGAAUUGAUUGUUGACAAUGCCGACUACAUGGUCAACUCGGUAUCUCUCCGCCUGACUUCAAUGGAUAUUACCCCAGCGUCACUCCAAGUACUGAGGAUGAUGGUCAGACUCACGGGGCCGAGACUGCUACCUUUUCUAGACGACACGGUAGCCGCCAUUUUUGCCGCUCUUGAAAAUUAUCAUGGGUAUCCUGCCUUUGUCGAGCGACUGUUUUCUGUGCUCUCAGAGGUGGUGCAGCAGGGCGUCAAGUCUGACGUGCUCCUACUUGAAUCGACAGAAGCCAGAACUGUCGAUCACAGGAAAAGACCAAUUACAAUAGCAACCAUCAAGGACAUUGAGUCUGAAGUCAAAGAGAGAAUGGCAAAGAAGCAGAAAAGGAGAAUGGAGAAAGAUGAUAUUCUUCCUGGCGCCAGAGUUAAACAUCCUCAGAAGCCGUGGGCUUCUGAAGCAAAAGAACUUUUAGAUGAAAGGGAGAGGAAGAUGAACGCCGAUGAUGAUGAGGGAGCAGAAGACACAGGGCCAGGCGGUGAGAUUGAGAAACCAAAGCCGGUCCGUACGCCCACAUAUGAACUGCUGUCACGAGUUACGACCUUGACACAAUAUUAUUUGACAUCACCAACUCCGACUUUGCGAAAAUCGUUACUGGAUCUUCUCUCUACAAUAACUUCGUCCAUGGCCUUGGAUGAGGAUGCAUUUCUGCCCAUGGUCAACUCUCUCUGGCCAGUCGUGAUAUCGCGCCUUCACGACGGGGAGCCAUUUGUUGUGGCUGCAGCUCUCAGAGCAAUCGCGGCGCUUGCACAAGGGGCUGGAGACUUUUUGGCCUCGAGGAUCAAGACCGAAUGGUGGGACUUUAUGUACAGGUGGUGCCUGAAGGCAAAACAAGAUUCCAAGGCUGUUUCUAUAGGAAAUGGUGGUAGAAGUGGCAAAGGUAACAAUUCUAUCCCUUCUCACUCCGGUCGGAAUGUGGGCAGACUUAACAUGGCCUUGGUUGGUAAUGAAGUGGUGCUACCACACCGUGGACAAGGUGGCAGUAAAACUGGCACCGGCGGUGUUGAUCUCGAAAAGUAUUCAAACAGUGGGUUAGGAAGGUUUGCGCAGGCAGCACAAGUAUGGGAAGCCACUGUCGAUAUGCUCGUUGCACUGGUCUCAUUUGUCAGGCUGGAUGACGAGAUGUUUGACCAAAUUUUAGAACUUCUCGCCGACGAGCUCGACAGAAAUUCAGAUGCCCGCGCAGCGCUCGAGGUGGUUAAUGCGGAUGCGGUUUGGCUGGCCAGGUUGGAACGUGGCUCGUUGGCACAAGAUCUCAGUGUACCACCAGUCAUGGACGGAAUCAGGUUCGCUACUUGGGCCUAA
Molecule: messenger RNA, 3483 nt
Organism: Pyricularia grisea
Lineage: Eukaryota; Fungi; Ascomycota; Sordariomycetes; Magnaporthales; Pyriculariaceae
Exons: 2
Coding region: 100-3483 (1127 amino acids)
Biological process (GO): chromatin remodeling
Cellular component (GO): cytoplasm
Source: RefSeq, a predicted model, not a curated record